This is a messenger RNA of Anolis sagrei ordinatus, 1183 nucleotides long. RefSeq names its product coiled-coil domain containing 92B (gene CCDC92B). The record is from RefSeq and is a predicted model, not a curated record. Lineage: Eukaryota; Metazoa; Chordata; Lepidosauria; Squamata; Anolidae.
CCUCCCUCCCUCCUCCUUUCUGCGGCGGAGCCUCUCGGGCCGAGCAGCUCAGUUCCGGUCACGUUGCGCUCUGUUUACGCCCCGGCGCCCCCUGGUUGGAGCCCAGAGAGGAUGGGGCCCACGGGCGACGGAGGCUGGAGCCCAUGACCCCCAGCAGCGCCCCCCGGCUCUUCCUGCCGCCUCCUCCCUUGGCAAAGGCUCGGGCCGUUAAAUGCGUCGCAAUGGAGACGUUGUCCCUGGAGCACCAGAUCCAAAGCGUGCAGCGGCACAUUGCUUUCCUCAAGAAGGAACAGAUGGAACUGCUCCACGACUUGCACCUGGAGAUCCUGCGCUUGCAAAAACACUGCACAGAGCUGACCCAUGAUCUUGAGAUGAGGGAACUAGAAGCCAACCAGCAAGACAUGAUUGAUGAAGAGCUUGAGGAAAAGUGCAGGAUCAUGGAGGCCCGGCUGGAGGAGAAGGAGAAGGACAACAUGGAGCUGCGCAAGGAGUUGAGGCACAAGGAGAGCUUGGUGGCUGCCCUCCGGUCCAACCUGAGGAACAAAGAGCGGAAAUUCCUGGAGGAGCUGAAGAGGAGAAGCCACCGGGUGACCAUCCUCAACACGGAGUUGCAGAAGCAGACUGAGGCCGCGGCUUAUCUCUCCUUUCAGCUCCACGCCACCAAACAGAAGCUCCAUGGCUCCAAGCAAAGUGGGAAAGCCCUCCUGGAAAGGUCGUUGCCGCCGCCGCCAGAGAAAGCCUUCCUUCCGCCGCCUUGCAGUGAGACCAGGCCCAAAAAGCGGACUCAGAAAUCUCAUUCUCGCCGGUCAGCCGGCAGCGGCUUUCACAACAAAGGGGCCUUCAAGGACUCAUCACCACGGGACAGGCUGAGCAGCUUCGAAGAGGCUGAAGCCAUGCCUGACCCAGCCCUUUUUUUGUACACGCAACGGCACCAUGCUCCUUCCCACCAUGCAAAACCGGAACACAAGGCUCCCACAAAAGCGAGCCCUGAGCAAAGCGGUAGCAAUAUGGGGCGCCCCAAACCCUCACGCCAGGCUUCCCAAGACACGGUGGAAUCUGCCGGUCGGGUCAGGACUUCGGGCAAAUCGAGGCCGUCUUCCAAAGGGGAACCCCGGAAACGCACCCCCUCAGGCCCGCAAAUGUCUAAAGACACCGACUAAGGGAAAGGGGUCGUGGAGAGCAA